UCAUCCAUGCAGGGAUAGACACCCAACUGUCAUCCAUCCAUCCGCCCGAACUCUUCCCACCUCGGUCCACGGAAGGUAUAGGAUCAUACCCAUCUUUCUCUUUCCAUCUUUUUUUUCCCCUAUCAGGCCAGAAAAAGAAAAAAAAACUGCAAACAACCUCUCAGGAUGUUCUUCCUGCGAGAACUUACUCAUACAAUCCUACUUCAUCCAUCCUACUUUGGUGCCCAGCUUGAAGACUAUCUCCGUCAGAAGCUUUAUGAGGAUGUUGAAGGAACGUGUAGCGGUAAACAUGGGUAUAUCAUCUCGGUCAUCACCAUAACAGACAUAGGUGAAGGCAAGAUCAUCCCAUCGACAGGUCAAGCAAAGUUUAAGACAAGGUAUACUGCCAUCGUCAUGAAGCCCUUCAAGGGUGAAGUAGUGGAUGCCAAGGUUGUCAAUGUCAACAAGAUGGGCUUCUUUGCGAUGGUCGGGCCAUUACAAGUGUUCGUCUCUUGUCAUCUUACUCACUCGGAUAUGAAAUUCGACCCCAGCGUUUCGCCGCCAUGCUAUCGUUCAAAUGACGAAAUUAUUCAAAAGGAUACCAAAGUGCGAAUACAAAUUGUAGGUUGUAGAGUAGAAGCGAAUGAUAUGUUUGCGAUCGGAACUAUUAAGAAGGACUAUCUUGGUCAAAUAAGAGAUGAGUAAGGUAAUUAUAUGGUAUGGCUGUGUGCGCGACACCAAAGCAUAAAUUUGGGAAUCCUUGUAUUAGACUACAUUAACAUAUACACACUAUUGUCAGAAAUUGAAUACAACAUGCAUAAAUGAUGAUGUAAC
Molecule: messenger RNA, 813 nt
Organism: Cryptococcus deneoformans JEC21
Lineage: Eukaryota; Fungi; Basidiomycota; Tremellomycetes; Tremellales; Cryptococcaceae
Exons: 6
Coding region: 166-684 (172 amino acids)
Biological process (GO): DNA-templated transcription; positive regulation of translational initiation; transcription initiation at RNA polymerase II promoter
Cellular component (GO): P-body; RNA polymerase II, core complex
Molecular function (GO): single-stranded DNA binding; single-stranded RNA binding; translation initiation factor binding
Source: RefSeq, a predicted model, not a curated record